Molecule: messenger RNA, 1682 nt
Organism: Hibiscus syriacus
Lineage: Eukaryota; Viridiplantae; Streptophyta; Magnoliopsida; Malvales; Malvaceae
Product: plant UBX domain-containing protein 7-like
Exons: 10
Coding region: 164-1528 (454 amino acids)
Biological process (GO): proteasome-mediated ubiquitin-dependent protein catabolic process
Cellular component (GO): nucleus
Molecular function (GO): ubiquitin binding
Source: RefSeq, a predicted model, not a curated record
AAAUUUUAUAAAUAUUGGGCAAAUCCCCCGAUUCGAACCCUAAGUACUCGCUGUCACUCUCCUCUUUCUCCAUUCCUAUCUCAAAUUGAGCCGAAUUCAUCUAUCUAGGGUUUUGGAAUUGGAUUUCGUUUUGGAAUUUGAGGAACCAGAAGAAAGAGCGCAAAUGGAGGGAAUGUUGUCUGCGACUGAUAAGCAGAGCAUGGUUUCCUCCUUUCUCGAGAUCGCCGUUGGUCAAACUGCCGAAACUGCCAUGCAGUUUUUGCAAGCAACAAGCUGGAAGCUUGAUGAAGCUCUUCAGCUAUUUUAUGUCGGUAAUGAAGGUGGUGUAGUUGCACCGGCUUCUGAGUCUCCAGCUGUGGAAAACGUAGAUUCUUGGGUUGAUCAAAAUUCUGGUGAGUUGAAAGAAUCUGGAACCAGCAAUGUUGGAUCCAUUGCCGGAGAGGAAGUACGCCCUCCUUUACCUGUAGUAAGGGAGACACUUUAUGAUGAUGCAUCACUAUAUGGAGCAUCAAGUUUGGGAUUACCUCCACAACAGUCAGGUUCGUUAGUUGCAUUCCGUAAUUUUGAUGAGGAAAUGAAACGCCCUGGGGUUUGGGAAUCGGAUGAAGGCUCUUCUUCCAUAGUGGAUGCUCCUCGAGAUAACCUUGCCUCUUUGUAUCGUUCUCCUUUUCAUCUGAUGUUUCAGGGACCAUUUGAAAAGGCAAAAGCUGCUGCAUCUGUUGAAGACAAGUGGCUCCUUGUGAAUUUACAAUCUACCAAGGAGUUCAGCUCACAUAUGCUUAAUCGAGAUACGUGGGGAAAUGAAGCAGUUUCUCAAACUGUUAGCACUAACUUUAUUUUCUGGCAGGUAUAUGAUGAUACAAGCGAGGGGAGAAAAGUUUGCACCUAUUACAAACUAGAUUCGAUUCCUGUAGUGCUUGUUAUUGACCCAAUCACAGGACAGAAAAUGCGCUCCUGGUGUGGAAUGGUUCAACCUGAGAGUUUGUUGGAGGACCUGGUUCAAUUCAUGGAUGGUGGCCCAAGGGAUUAUCAUGCAACACUGUCUCAUAAACGUCCAAGAGGAAGCUCAGUUACACCGCAGCAAAAGGUUAAAGUGUCAACAGAUGAAACAGAUGAAGAUAAGGAAAUGUUAAGAGCGAUAGCAGCUUCUAUGGAGAAUGCAGAAGAGACUAUUAAAGCAACAUCAGAUGAUAAAUCAUCACCCACUACUGGCAAGGAGGAACCGUGUUCAAUUAAGAAGCUUGCGUAUCCACCUCUUCCUGAAGAACCUAAGGGUGAUAGGAACCACUUAUGUAGGGUUGGAGUCCGUCUUCCUGAUGGACGUAGGGUACAGAGAAAUUUUCUCCGAACUGAUCCAAUACAGCUACUAUGGUCAUUCUGCUACUCUCAACUUGGUGAGGCUGAAUCAAAGCCAUUCCGGUUGACCCAACCGAUUCCAGGAGCUUCAAAAUCUCUGGAUUGUGAUAGCAAAUUAACGUUUGGGGAGUCGGGACUUGCCAAUUCAAUGAUAUUAGUUGCAUGGGAAUGAAUGUUGUCAAAAGAUGGCAAUGGUCUUCAUGUUUCUUCAACCACCUAGAGUUGGAGUUUUGGUUUGCAAACUCAAUAUAUCCCUGUUUUUCAGUUUAUGCUGCUCUUCAAGGAGUUUAUUUAAGAGGAUAGGGGAUGAAAGAACCAUAAACUCU